UUAUGAAAAGUAAUUUUAUUUUUCUUCUCUUUUGUCUAAAAAUCUCUAUAUCUCCGCAACUGUAUGAAUAUAAUGAAGUUAUCAUUCAACUAUAACCAGCAUUUUCACGCGUUUUAGACCAAACCAGUAGAAGCCGCAAGACGUGCGGAACGUCGAUAGUUUCACAGCGCCGGCGCAUUCCGAGAAAUUCCAGAUUUGACCUUUGUCUGCUUAAGCACGAUAAGCCUGGUUAGAAGCAAAGAAGCAGAUCCAAAGACUUGUGCUGCUCGAUUAUCUUUAUUACCGGGCAUAUUUAUUGGGUAUUCCGGGGGUGACUGGAUAGCAAGACUAUUUUGCGGAGGAGGAAUAUAGAAAUGCGGGGGCCACUACUUACUAUCAGAACCGCUGCUAUUCGUCGGAACAUUGCGCGCAGCACAUCUGUUCAGAGCAACCGCUUGUUGUUGAAUACGUCCUACCGUGUUGCGGCGAGAUCAAGACAGGCUGAGAGGUUAUGUGGUUGCUGGCGUCGUUGGUCGAGUUCUGCUGCUGUGAAGACUAAGAAAGUCGAACCAUUUGUCGACCGGACACCGCUUGAACAAUAUGAUUAUCUGGUCGGCAAAGGACUUUUACGCGACGACUCGUUUCAGCGCGGGAUCGUGUCGUUGCUAGUCGAGCUACAUGACGGAAUCUCGAAAUACCACCCGCCGCCGGUCGAAUACCCAGAUAUCGAAUCCCUCAAACCAAAAAAAGGCCUCUUCAAACUCUUCUCGCGCGGCAAGAACUCCGACGCUCCGCAGAUCGACCUUGCGACCGUGCCCAAAGGCAUCUAUCUCUACGGCGACGUCGGCUGCGGCAAGACAAUGCUCAUGGACCUCUUCUACUCCACGAUCCCGACCACCGUGCUCUCCAAGCGGCGCAUCCAUUUCCACGCCUUCAUGCAGGACGUGCACAAGCGCAACCACGCGCUCAAGCGCGAGCACGGCGCAGACUGCGACACCGUCCCGUUCCUCGCCGCCGCGCUCGCGGACGAGUCCCGCGUGUUUUGCUUCGACGAGUUCCAGGUCGUCGACGUCGCCGACGCGAUGAUCCUCCGCCGGCUCUUCGAGGCCCUGAUCCACCACGGCGUCGUCUUCGUCAUCACGUCCAACCGCGCGCCCGACGAGCUCUACAAGAACGGCAUCCAGCGACAGUCAUUCAUACCCUGCAUCGAGCUUAUCAAGGAGCGGCUCCAGGUGAUCUGCCUCGACUCGCCCACCGACUACCGCCGCAUCGAGCGCCCGCUCAAGAACGUCUACCACUCGCCUCUCGACGCCGAAGCCAAGCAGCACGCGCAGAAAUGGUUCGACUACUUCGCCGACCCGCGCGACCCUCCCCAUCCCGCCUCCCACACCAUCUGGGGCCGCGAGCUCAAAGUUCCCCGUGCGUCCGGCGGCGUCGCGCAGUUCAGCUUCGAGCAACUGUGCGGCCAGCCCAUGAGCGCGGCGGACUACCUCGAGCUCGCGCGGAAUUACCACGCGUUCGUCGUGACCGACAUCCCGAUCAUGACGAUGAGCAACAAGGACAAGGCGCGCCGGUUCAUCACUUUCCUCGACGCGGUCUACGAGAGCAAGGGAAAGCUGAUUGCGACGUCCGAGGUCCCGUUCGCAAACAUCCUGGUCGACGACCGCAAGAAAGACGCCAAGCCGGCGGCUGACGUGUCUGCGAUCGAGUCCGGCAUGACGGGCGACGAGGGUAUCGAGGAUAGCUUGCGCGAGCUGCAUAUGUUUUCGGGAGAUGAGGAGGUUUUCGCGUUUGCUCGGGCACUUAGUCGGCUGCAGCAGAUGUCGAGCGCACAGUGGGUUGAUGCAUAGUGUACAUAUAUCUAAUAGACGGUUGCGUUUUUUCUUGAUCUAAAA
Myxozyma melibiosi is the source of this 1874-nucleotide messenger RNA. RefSeq names its product AFG1-like ATPase-domain-containing protein. Gene Ontology annotation, molecular function: ATP binding; ATP hydrolysis activity. The record is from RefSeq and is a predicted model, not a curated record. The coding region runs from base 354 to 1829 and encodes 491 amino acids. The transcript has 2 exons. Gene Ontology annotation, cellular component: cytoplasm; mitochondrion. Gene Ontology annotation, biological process: protein quality control for misfolded or incompletely synthesized proteins. NCBI's taxonomy places the organism in Eukaryota, Fungi, Ascomycota, Lipomycetes, Lipomycetales, Lipomycetaceae.